CAUCGCUAAAGGACGACGAAAAAGUAGCGUCCAAGGUACAAAUAGUUCCUACUGAGAAAAACGCCGAAUAAAAGUAAAUGUGCCCCUUCAUACGGAGAUAAGUGCUCCGUGUUCAGGUCGUGUUUCACCUCAGAGGAGUCAGCGCUACACAACUAGUUUGUUUGUUUCAGCAGCAUGGCAGAGCCACAGAGAAAAGCAGAGCUGCUGCCCGAAGAUGUUGGUACAGAUGACUGCCUGACAUCGUACAAACACAUCUACAGUCCAGAUUUACUAAAAGAUCAGGUUGCCUUUAUCACAGGUGGUGGAUCUGGAAUUGGACUCCGGAUAGCUGAAAUCUUCAUGAGACACGGCUGUGACACCGUGAUUGCGAGCAGGAACUUGGACAAGCUCAAAGAGGCAGCCAAAAAGCUGUCUGCUGCGUCAGGACGCCGCUGUCUCCCUUUGUGUAUAGAUGUGAGGCAGCCUGAGAGCAUCGCAGCUGCUGUGGACGAGACACUGAAAGAGUUGGGCCGCAUUGACAUCCUCAUUAACAAUGCUGCUGGAAACUUCCUCUGCCCGGCUGCGGCCCUCUCCUUCAAUGCCUUCAAGACAGUAAUGGAGAUAGACACUAUGGGCACAUUCAACACUAGCAAGGUGGUUUAUGAGAAGUGGUUCCAGAAUCACGGUGGCAACAUAGUCAACAUCUCUGCAACACUUGCAUACAGGGGGCAGGCCCUCCAGGUGCAUGCUGGCUCUGCUAAGGCUGCAAAUGAUGCCAUGACUAAGCACCUGGCUGUGGAGUGGGGGCCCAGUGGGGUGAGAGUCAACAGUGUGGCUCCAGGUCCUGUCUCUGGCACAGAGGGUUUCCGCAGACUGGGUGGUCCCAGAGGGGAGGCUGCUGGUGCGUUCCAGUCCAUUCCUUUGCAGCGAGCCGGCAACAAGACAGAAAUGGCCCACUGCGCUCUUUUCUUGGCCAGCCAGGCCUCCACCUAUGUGACUGGAUCCAUCCUGGUGGCGGACGGCGGCGCGUGGCUGACAUCAGCCAACGAUGUCUCCAUGCUGUUGGGUAUAGCCUCCUCUAAAUCCGCUAAACUCUGAACAGGGGCUCUUCUGUCCUCCUCCUGACGCAGGUUAUUGGUCAUCUGAAAAGAAAAGAGACAAGUAGAUGCUGAAAACAAAAGUGAUUUAGGGGCCAUCUGUAGUACUCAUAUGCUACAUGUACAAUAUUUGUGGUGAGUGUAUUGGCAGGUGGCUAGAGGAGUUGAACACUAACAUACUACACUUAAUGUAUUAUAUGUGUUUACAAUCUUAGUAAUAAAUGAUAUUAUGUAACAACUGUGGGAUUUUUAACCCAUAACACUGCUGUGUGUUAUCAUCAUGCAUUUCAUGUACAGUCAUGUUUAUCACAUGUCAUUUUCAGUACCUCAUUUAUUAGUAAAAGUUUUAUAAUUACAAUUAAAAGUGACUGUUGUUUGCAUUA
Molecule: messenger RNA, 1459 nt
Organism: Dicentrarchus labrax (European seabass)
Lineage: Eukaryota; Metazoa; Chordata; Actinopteri; Moronidae
Gene: decr2
Product: 2,4-dienoyl CoA reductase 2, peroxisomal
Exons: 10
Coding region: 175-1077 (300 amino acids)
Biological process (GO): fatty acid catabolic process
Molecular function (GO): 2,4-dienoyl-CoA reductase (NADPH) activity
Source: RefSeq, a predicted model, not a curated record